This is a messenger RNA of Prinia subflava (tawny-flanked prinia), 1541 nucleotides long. RefSeq names its product defective in cullin neddylation 1 domain containing 5 (gene DCUN1D5). The record is from RefSeq and is a predicted model, not a curated record. Gene Ontology annotation, cellular component: ubiquitin ligase complex. The transcript has 9 exons. Bases 15 to 1259 code for a protein of 414 amino acids. Gene Ontology annotation, molecular function: cullin family protein binding; ubiquitin conjugating enzyme binding; ubiquitin-like protein binding. Gene Ontology annotation, biological process: protein neddylation. NCBI's taxonomy places the organism in Eukaryota, Metazoa, Chordata, Aves, Passeriformes, Cisticolidae.
CAGCUCCCCCCCGGAUGUGGGCUGUGACCGCGCGGGUUCGAAAGCACUGGAAGCGUUGGCGCUUGCCCGUUUAUUUCGCUGCAAACGCGGAGCGUAACGGGCACGGCUGCCCCGCCCGGGCACGCGGGCCCCGCUCCGGCCGGGAGGCGCGCGCGGCAGCCCCGCCCUCCCGGGGGCGGGCCCCGGCGCGGCCCCGCCCCGGCGGCGCUUCCACUUCCUGCCCGGCGCCGUCUGUGUCCGGGUCGUUCUCGCCGUUCCCUCCGCAGCCGAUACCGCCCGCGCUCGCUCCCGCCCCCGGCGCGACACCCGCUUCUGCGAACGGGGCGGCGGCGUUUGCCCGCGGCGAGCGGGGGGCGGCAGCGCCCGGUGGUGCUGGGGCGGACCGGCAGGAACGGAGUCUCCUCUGGUUUCCUCACCGCCGGUGUCGGGAGGCGGCGGCGGCCAGGGGAAGCGAGCCCGGGGGGGCCUCGGCCGCGGGCCCCGGCAGCGGGGCGGCCCCGCCCCGAGGCAGGACGAUGCCGGUGAAGAAGAAGAGGAAGUCCUCGGGGGCGGCGGCGGCGGCGGACGACACCAGCCUCAAGAAAUGUAAACUCGGCAGUGAAUUGGAAGGAUUGGUCAGCACCCUGGAAAACAAGAGCAGAUCACAAGCAUCUGGUAAAGUAAUAAGUGGAGAGGAACAUUUUUCAAGCAAAAAGUGCCUGGCCUGGUUUUAUGAAUAUGCAGGUCCUGAUGAAGUUGUAGGCCCUGAAGGAAUGGAAAAAUUCUGUGAAGACAUCGGUGUUGAACCUGAAAAUAUUAUUAUGUUAGUUUUAGCCUGGAAAUUAGAGGCUGAAAGCAUGGGAUUUUUUACCAAGGAAGAAUGGUUAAAGGGAAUGACCUCAUUACAGUGUGACUCUACAGAAAAAUUACAGAGUAAAUUUGACUUCUUACGGUCACAGUUGAAUGACAUUUCAUCCUUUAAGAAUAUCUACAGAUACGCCUUUGAUUUUGCAAGGGAAAAAGACCAGCGAAGUCUUGACAUUGAUACUGCAAAGUCCAUGUUAGCUCUUCUGCUUGGAAGAACUUGGCCACUGUUUUCAGUAUUUUAUCAAUACCUGGAGCAAUCGAAGUAUAGAGUCAUGAACAAGGAUCAGUGGUACAAUGUACUGGAGUUCAGCAGGACUGUCCAUGCAGAUCUUAGCAACUAUGAUGAAGAUGGUGCAUGGCCUGUACUUCUGGAUGAAUUUGUUGAAUGGCAGAAAGUUCGUCAAGCGUCAUAGCAAGAAUUCAAAAGAAAAUGCAAAGUGUUUUUUUUUUUUGGUGCCCGCCUGUACACAAAGUAAUAAGAAAAACAAAGGAUUGCAUUUUCAUUCAUAAGAAAGACUUUACAGUAAUUUUUUUCCCUUUUUUAAGGAGACUUUCUUGUUACAUGUGAUAUGGGCAUUGAACCACACCUCUUCUGAGACUGAAAGUUGGAGUUCUUGUUUUGAGUCUUAUGUUUAUAGCAUUUAUUUCAGAACAAUAAAGAUUCAGAUUUGUGACAAAGGCCUAAAAGUGAAGGA